This is a messenger RNA of Electrophorus electricus (electric eel), 5755 nucleotides long. It is a transcript of the gene mtf1, whose product is annotated as metal-regulatory transcription factor 1. Gene Ontology annotation, cellular component: nucleus. Gene Ontology annotation, molecular function: RNA polymerase II cis-regulatory region sequence-specific DNA binding; DNA-binding transcription activator activity, RNA polymerase II-specific. Gene Ontology annotation, biological process: positive regulation of transcription by RNA polymerase II. Lineage: Eukaryota; Metazoa; Chordata; Actinopteri; Gymnotiformes; Gymnotidae. The record is from RefSeq and is a predicted model, not a curated record.
CAUUAUUCAGCAUUGAUCAAAAUUAGAAGUAAACUUAAUUUAAUUUUGAGGAGUACUUGUAUUAUUAUACGGUACUUAAAUAAGACAUUAAAAUAUUGCGAUCGAGAUUAUCAUCACUAAACAGUAUCGAUAGUCAUUUCCCAAGAUGCUUCAGUUGGAGGAACUGGAAUUUUACGUUGUUCAAUCAUGGUACCACUGGGGAGGGGAAGGGAAGAAAGUACCAGUGACCAGAAUUAUACAGGUAUUUUGCGUUUAGUUAAUACAGCAAUUACAACCACGUGGAUAAGUGCAUAGGACUGUGGCCUUAUCGAGAUCAUGGGUGAGAAUGGCCCUCUCACAGACACAUCCAUGUUCUUUGAGGAUGAUGAAGAGGAGGUCGACAGACUGGCCAGAGAGGAGGAGGAGGAGAAUGACAAAAUGGUUGAUUCUGACAAAGAGGAUGGCCUAAUGCCCGAACCCUCAUCUUCAGGAAGGGUGUAUGAUCGUACCACGGUACUUAUUGAGCAGGACCCUAUCCACCUGGAUGAGGAGGGAGAAGAGGAUGUCCACUGUGGGACAGAUGAAGAUGGUGUGACAUUUCUGGCCGAUGGAGAAGAGGAGGGGUCCCUGGCCUUUAUGGCUGACCCAGACACUAUGGCCCAGGGCUAUGUGCAUCACACCAUCUCACCCGACCAGAUCCAGUUCAUCAUCAACCCUGGGUCCACCCCCAUGCCCCGCAACAUCGAAGGAGCCACUCUCACUCUACACUCAGAGUGCCCAGAGACUAAGCAGAGAGAGGUGAAGAGGUACCAGUGCACAUUUGAGGGCUGUACGCGCACCUACAGCACAGCCGGAAAUCUGCGGACACAUCAGAAAACGCAUCGUGGUGAAUAUACCUUUGUGUGCAACCAGCAGGGCUGCGGAAAAGCCUUCCUCACCUCCUACAGCCUAAAGAUCCAUGUUCGCGUCCACACUAAGGAGAAGCCCUUUGAGUGUGACGUACAGGGUUGUGAGAAGGCCUUCAACACACUCUACAGGCUGAAAGCGCAUCAACGGUUGCACACAGGAAAGACGUUUAACUGUGAAUCAGAAGGAUGCACCAAGUAUUUUACCACACUCAGUGACCUGAGGAAGCACAUUCGUACUCACACAGGGGAGAAGCCAUUUCGAUGUGAUCAUAAUGGCUGCGGUAAAGCGUUUGCUGCUAGUCACCACCUGAAAACACACGUGCGGACACACACUGGAGAAAAGCCCUUUUUCUGCCCUAGUGACGGCUGUGAGAAGACAUUCAGUUCACAGUACAGUCUGAAGAGUCACAUUCGUGGCCAUGAUAAGGGUCCACCUUACACAGUUAACCUCAACCAUCCUCUCUCAGAGGAUGCAAAUCACUCGUUGUGCCUCAGUGAUUUGAGCCUCAUUUCUACAGACUCUGAGCUCCGUGAGAAUGUCAGCAAUUCUCAGAACUUGGACCUGAAUAAUGUCACUCCUGUGAGGAUAUUUGAACUAAUGUUCCAAAGCCCUGAAAACAGUAUCAGUCAAGAUGAGGCAAAUCCUUCAGGCAAGUACCUCACAAGAUUCAUUAUGUUUUGUGCUAUGUUUCCUAUAUGUGCCAUGUAUGCCAUCACUAUCUUGCGUUGUUUUUCUGCACUUCCAGAUAACUAUGUGGAGACUUACGGCUUGGAGACACCAUCGCAGCCAGCUGUGUCUGAUGCAUCUGCUCUCCUUUCCUUCUCUCAGCUGCAUUCAUCCUCCUCUUCAUCUAGCUCUCUUUCAACCCCAGUCUUAGAGGCUUCCACUCAGCCUGGUUCUUCAUCUUCUCAAACAGCCUCUGGUACAAGCAGCUCUACGUCUACCCCUCCACAGUCUGCCCCCUUCCCCUCGGUUCUCCAUAAUUCACUGCAGACACCAGAAGUGCCCGCUCCCCUUGCAUCCAGUGCUACCCAACACUAUGCACCAGUGUUGCCACCAGCCCUGGCCAGCUCCUUGCCAGUUUCUGCCCCAGCUGUGGUCAGCAUCUCCAGCCCUGCCUCAGCGACAACCAUCAACACAGGGGCAGCAGCAGUCGUAACGCACACAGUGCCUUUAGCAGCUAGCACCAGCCUAGCUCCUGCGCCCACCAUCACCAUUGCACCCACGCAGGGCCUACUACAGCCCAGCCUCGUCAUGGCUGACCAGAACUUGCAGUGGAUUCUUAGCAGUGCUGCCAAUGCACAGCACAACUCUGAACAGCAGGGCCCCAAAGUGGAGAAGGUCUUCUUUACAACAGCCAUACCUGUAGGCGGACAUUCAGGGAACCCUGUGCAGCAAAUAGGCCUUAGUGUCCCAGUCAUCAUCAUUAAGCAGGAGGAAGCUUGCCAAUGUCAGUGUGCAUGCAGAGACUCAGCUAAAGAAAGGAGCUCCAGCCUCAGUGCUGCCUCCUCACAGCAGGAGCCGAAAGACACUUCUAUGCCUCCUGUCCCUCCCCCUCCUCCUCCGCCACCUCCGCCCCUGCAGGUUUCACAGUGCUGUGCUUCCAAAGGGAGCUCUGUUUUUUCCCCACAACAGCACCCGCCUGCGAACACCUCUGCCUCAACUCAGACAUUCCACAGUGAGCCCCUAGCUUCCAACCCUUCCACAGACAGCCUGGCUGGUGUCGAUGUGGUGGACCUCCUCAGCCCAGAGACGACAGCUAACAUUGAGGCUCUGUUAAUGGUUGCUGAUGACUUCUCCAUGGGUGAGGGCAGCAGUAACAAUGACACCUAGAGGAAACUAAGAAAGUACUUCACCACCCCUGCCCUGCCAAGUCACUUCUUUGCCUCACCCUUGGGUCUUAAUUGGCCCUGACAUCUCUUUAUUUCUUAUGAAGUUUUGAUCCAGUGCAUAAGUCAUGUUUAUAAGUAUAAAAAUGCUUAUCUAGGAUCAAUUUAAGUAAUGAUUAUAUGGAUGGGGGAGCCAAUCCUAGAGGCUUAUUAUAUGUGAGCCUUGAGCUAAUAUUUUAGUCACAGUGCAUUGAGAUUCAUUUCAGUAUGUACUUUAGGCAGCCUUGCAGACAAGGAGCUCUCCCCUCUGACAACAAAAUGCGUGUUAGUCAUUUGUCUGAAAUUAUUUUACCUUUUGCACUGUAUUACAGUAGAUGUCCCAAGCUACCUUAUAAUUUGCUAAUAGUCUGUUUAAACCAGUAUAACAAUCAUAUAGCUAGGCAGUUAAAUGAAUAAUAGCACAUCACAAAGAAAGAUUAUAAGGAUGAAGCAAAUGUGGGUUGUAAAACAUGAAUAUUAGACAAGGGGCAUCUCUUAACUUUUAAGAGUAAAAGCAAUAUUGUAAAUCUUAAAUAUUCAGAGGAAUAAAACACUUUGUCAGAUUGAAUCAGACUACUUAGUAUAGUUUGGAGUAGAAUGGGCAGAUUUUAAAGGUACAGGACAGUUACCAGAGUCAAGAAAUCAAAGCACUGAGGAGUGUUGAACUAAGCAAGAUGAUAUAAACCUUCACCAAGCAUAAGAUUUUUUAGACCAACUACACUGAAAUUUCACAACUUAAAAUUUUCACAUGUGAAUGACCAGAAUAUACUGCAUGUCAACUUAAUUGGCAUGUCCAGCACUUUGAAAGGAAAGCAAAGCCCUUUCAGUUAUUGCAGUCUUUUUACACCCACCACAUGCCAUGAUAUAGGAAUGGUAUUUUAUGUGUAAUUGAAUAGAAGAACUACAGUACCCAAGAAAUGUGAUUCAGAUAUAAUCUUGAAGCAGUUUCUGUCAACAGAAGGUGACAAAUUGCUUGCCUUUAAAAUAUGUCUGAUAGGUAUGUUUGGUUGGUUGCCUGAAACUUUGGUAUUUAAUUUUUAAAUGUUAAUUUAUUAAAAUACUUAAUUUCUAUCAUCUGAUCAAUGCAGUGCAUAUUAUACAUAAUUUAGCUCUUAUUUUUCACCAUAUCUUGGUGGACCAGGUUAUGUCUUUUGUUUUUAUCUGCUUAAUGUGUAUUGCUUCUUUUAUUUUUUUCUUCUUGCCUUUGGGUUGCAGGUCAGGCAUGUUAAUGGAGCUGGAGUUACCCAGCCCUGUUCCUGCUGUGGCGUUACAGAUUUCAGCCUUUGUUUAACUCUUCUGCCUUUAUUUAAACCCAUGUACAUCUAUUUAUGGCCUGCUCAGGGAUAUAAAAAAUUGAGGUAGAAACAUCUGUGCUGUCCCUGAAACAACAUAAAAUGAACAGAAGUGUAAGAGCUUCAUCUGUUGUCUUACAACUGUGUGCACAUUACCAAACCCAGGUUUAGAUAAUCCAGAAAACAAUUAGUUAACUUGCCUGCACCCGUACACCUCCCUGUUCAUACACCACUGCUGUAUAGAGAGGUUCUAAGGAGCUGAUUUUAAUGUAAAUAUAAUGUAGUACAUUUGAAAUUAUAAAUGUUUAAACCUUUAGAUUGUAUUUGUAUUUUUGUAUAGAACCGGGGGGGGUGGGGAGGUCACACUUUGGGUUUAAAAUGGAGGAUAUGACAAUGCACUGCCCUUUUUUUUUUGCGCAACCCAACUGGUCACCAGUUCACCAUGCAGUAAUGCUUGUAAUGUUUGUUUUUUGAAGAAAUAUUUUCAUGUUUGGAUAUGGUGUGCUGGUGUGCAUUAUGGCAUUAAAUAUCUUACCAUAUUCCCCAGAUCUACUCUUGAUAACACUGCCUUACAGCUUUGAUACAGGGAGAUUUUAUAUAUAUAUAUAUACACACACGCACUUAGCUGUACAUCAUUUGAUAUUUGCUUCAAACUUGUCAAAGCUCAACAGUCCUCACAGACACUAGUAAAAUGCCUCUCAUUACAACAUGGCAUUCAAGAAAAGAAAAUUGGUUAAAUCAUACAUUUUAUUUUGGGAUCGUUUGAGUCAGUGCCAUGAAAUUGUUACUCAGUUGUAAAAAUUGUUAACCAUAAAUUUACUUCUAAAGUGUAUGCACAUAGUUACCUCACAAUACACAUGGAGACAGAGUCUGUCAGUUUAACAUGUUGGUUCUUUCUUCUAAAAUAUUCCCAGGAUUUUGACAGACUAAAAAGAAAUCUGCUUGUGAAUGAUUGUGCCAGUUAAGACAUAUGGUAUGUCUUUUUAGUAUGAAGAGUGUUUGGACAAAAGUUAUAGGAUUAUUCAAUUUUUACAUGCUCAGAAAUGAGUAUCCUGGUGGAAAUUCACUUUACUGUCUAAAUGAGGAGAACUCCUGGGAUAAUUUUCCUCUUCAUUUCCUUCCCACAAUGAUACAAAUUGAGUCCAAAAACUACUUGGAAGUUAUAUGAACUUAGAGUAUUAUACGUUACAUGCAUGCAUUUUCUUCCCUUUUUUUGUUAUAGUGAGAUCUAUGCAAAAUGUACAUUUCCCAUACUUCAUGAGCCCCUAUUACUCAACCAAGUUUCAGCUCUUUGUAAAUACCAUAUUAAGUAACCUUUUGCUUCAUUGUUGUGAGUCACCACUAGUUUAAAUCAAUUAACUACAUAGACUGCAUAAGGCAUGCUACUCUGCAGGAUGUGAAAUAUCCAGUCUCUAAAGGUGGCUUAAGGUAGUCAGGAGCUAGCCAUUUAUACUCAUCCCUUUUAAUCUUCUGUUUCAUAUGACUGACCUAGGUAUUACAUUCUAAUGUUUAUAUGGGCAUUGUAAUCUUUUGGUAGUUGUCUUUUUACAGAUGUUUUGUGGUGCCCAAAACAUUGUUGUUAGCACAUGUAGUUCAAUAGGCAAUCUUCACACAAGUCAGUAAUUCUGUUGUAAGAAUUGCCAUUUUCAAAUUUCUGGUUGACCUUUGGAUUAAAGUUGUACAUGAACCCUUGUAUCUUUUAAGCAA